GAGUUAAAAUCAGCACUUGAAGUACCAACAGAUAAUCUUCAAGGCUUCAGAUCUGUCUUACAAACAAUUGCCAACAUUCACAGUGAUUCUCUUGAAACUGAGUUCCGAUUCCAACUUAUUCGAGAUAGUUUUCAUACUUUGGAGAUCCACAAUAUUCCAUUUCCAGAGGAAGAGUUAAAACUUGCAAAUGAUCUACCAAUCCAGUGGGAAGAUCUGUACAAAGCUGCCAUUACACGAAGCAACAGAUUAGAAUCAACUAAGCCCAAGUUCUCAGCUUUGGCUCAAACAGAAAUUGAUGACUUCGUAAUAGUUUGCAAUGAAUUUGCAGAAAGAUUUCAGAAGGAAGGACCACCAUCUGUUGUAGAAGAUUUGGACCAAGGCUUGGCUCUUAUGGAGGAAUUUACACCUGUCUUUCAAGAAAUAAAUAAAAGACGAUUUGAUUUAGUUAAUGCAGAAAUGUUAUUUGAUCUUCCAGUGACUGAUUAUGGAGAUUUUCUUCUAGUGUGUAAGGAAAUGGAAGGAUUAGAAGAAAUAUACAAACUCUAUAGGACCUUGAAAACAGUUCGCAAAACAUGGGGAAAAACACUAUGGGUGAACUUAAAUCCUCAUUUGUUGAUAAAAGAAAUUGAUCAAUUUCUACAUCAAUUUCAAUUACUUCCUGAAGAUAUUCAAAAACUUUCUACAGGUAUAGCAUUAGAAAAGAACAUACAGCAAUUGAAGUUUAGUAUUCCUUUAUUGGUAGAACUGAAGAAUGAAUGUCUUCGUAAAAGACAUUGGAGUGAGUUGAUGCAGAAAUCAGGCCAUGAAUUCAAUAUGACAGUAGAUGAAUUUACUUUAGAAAAUAUGUUUGCUUUGAAGUUGCAUCUCUGUGCUGAUGUAGUUACUGAAAUCAUUAAUCGUGCUACUAAAGAACUUGCUAUUGAAAUUGGAGUGGGAGAAAUUGAUGAUAGGUGGAACAAUGCUGACUUGAAAAUAUGCCUACAUAUAAUUGAGGAAGAUGAGAAAGGUUUCAUUUUAGGAUCUAUGGAGGAGCUCAUGCAGUUAUUGGAAAACGACUCCAUGAAACUUCAGAUCAUGGCUGAAUCACAGUAUGUUGGGCCAUUUCUUAACACUGUUCAGUUAUUAGAGAAGAGCUUAUUUGUCAUUACUGAAGUGUUAGAUGAAUGGCUUUGUGUUCAAAAGAAAUGGUUGUGUUUGGAAAAAGUGUUUAGGAACGAUGAAGUUUGCCGUCAACUACCCGAAGUAACUAAAGAAUUUUAUUCCAUUGAGCAAACAUUCAUAAAGAUGAUGAAACAGACAUCCAUAAGAAAAAAUUUAAUGUACUGUUGUCAUUUACCUCAUCGCCUUUCUGAACUGAAGUUGAUUAAUGAUGGUUUAAAUCAGUGUCAAAAAUCAUUGAAUAAUUUCCUUGAUCUUAAACGAAGUACUUUCCCACAUUUUUAUUUUAUUUCCAACAAUGAUUUGGUUAGUAUUCUUGGCAGUAAUGAUCCAACAUUCGUUCGUAAAUUUGUGAUCAAGAUGUUUGACAGUAUAACUGAUUUAAGGUUUCAUUUUCAUGACAAUGAAACAGUUAGAGUUGUUUCUGCUAUAGUAUCAUAUCAGGAAGAAAUGUUUCUUCAGAAAGAAUGUCCAUUAGAGAAUCGCAUAGAAAAAUGGAUGUCAGUUGUUGUGCAGGAAAGUCAAAAAACAAUUAGAUUUCUUAUAAAAAAAGCAAUUUAUGAGUAUGGAAAACUAAGACAACCAAGGAUUGAAUGGAUAUUGGGAUUUCAAGGCACAAUUUGCUUGGCUGCUAGCCAAGUGUGGUGGACAGCUGAAGUAGAAAAUGCAUUUAACUUGAUGAACCAGGGUAAAAAUUCUGCAAUGAUGGAAUACCUUGAAGUGCUUAACAGACAAAUGAACGAACUUGUGAUUUACCUCAAAUCACAGCUGAAUGAAACAGAUCGAACAAAGUUAAACAUGGUAUUUAUUACUGAUAUUCAUGCAAGAGAUAUCAUUGAAAUUUUUAUUAGAGACAGUGUCACUUAUCCCAAAGAAUUCCACUGGGAAAGUCAAUUGCGCUAUUACUGGAUGAGAGAUGAAGAUCAUUUAUAUGUGAAGCAGUGCACAGGCACAUUUCAAUAUGGAUAUGAAUAUAUAAGAUUAAAUAGAAAGAUUGUGAUUACACCUUUGACAAACCGUGUGUACCUUACCUUCACUCAAGCUCUGUCAUUGCAUUUAGGAGGUGCUGCAACAGGUCCUACAGGCACGGGCAAAACAGAAACAAUCAAAGAGUUGGCAAAAGCACUGGGAAUGCUGUGCAAAGUCUUCAACUGCAGUAAUUGCAUGGAGAACAGAACAAUGACUAGAAUUCUGUCAGGGCUUGUUCAGUGUGGUGCAUGGGGAUGCUUUGCUGGUUUCAAUUACAUCAGUGUCUCAGAAUUAUCAGUAAUCUCUACACAACUUCAGUCAAUUCGGAAUGCUUUAAUGUUUAAAGCAGAUCAAUUUAUG
Molecule: messenger RNA, 2487 nt
Organism: Gryllus bimaculatus (two-spotted cricket)
Lineage: Eukaryota; Metazoa; Arthropoda; Insecta; Orthoptera; Gryllidae
Source: the annotation of a GenBank genome assembly